Messenger RNA from Anastrepha obliqua, 7416 nucleotides. RefSeq names its product ecdysone-induced protein 74EF-like. Gene Ontology annotation, molecular function: DNA-binding transcription factor activity, RNA polymerase II-specific; sequence-specific DNA binding. Gene Ontology annotation, cellular component: nucleus. Bases 3002 to 5083 code for a protein of 693 amino acids. Gene Ontology annotation, biological process: cell differentiation; regulation of transcription by RNA polymerase II. NCBI's taxonomy places the organism in Eukaryota, Metazoa, Arthropoda, Insecta, Diptera, Tephritidae. The record is from RefSeq and is a predicted model, not a curated record. The transcript has 10 exons.
UUUUCAAGAUAAACAAAUAUAUAUACCUACAAACCUAUUAUAAUGUUUGCAAACCGUCCAAGAAAUCCAGAUGCACAAAAUCUGUAAUUUUCGCGGAAAUUUUUUGGAAAUCCUUUUUUGUUUUAACCAAUUAUGACAAAAAAAGGCUACGUAACGUUGAAUUUUGAACUUUUCGCAAUAUUAUUGCUUGCGCGAAGGUGUCACUGACACCCACCAUCAAGCCAGUCGCCAAGCCAACAGCGAGCGGCAUUCGCUCUGCCAGAAAAACACCCGCUGCAACAGCUACAACACAAAUUGAAGCCAGUGAGCACUGCUGAAAGACUUUAUUCGACCAGUGAGUCGGCUAGUUGGCUGCACGAUCAACUUCAAUAUCAUCAUCAUGACAAUCAUCACCAUCAUUAUUCGUAAUCGGUAUCAACUAUAGCAAUAACAGCAUUGGCAAUCGCGUAACACAUGGGUUUUACUUUAUAAUAUACGAAUAAAAAUUUCGUUGUUUUUGUUGGUCAUCGGCGUCGAUGCCGUUGCAGUCAUUCGGUCGCACGCUCGCGCACCAACAAUUGACGAGUCCCUGAGCGGUGCCUCGAACGCGUCAGCGUCGCUGCUACCGCCGUUUUAGUCACUGAGUUUUGUGUGAAUGCCACGGCCACUGCAAGAGGAAACGUGAAAUGCAUUUGCCAUUUACCUCUAGUCGAGCUUUUUAUAAUCUACAUGCAUGUGUACAUAUGCAUACUUCAUUAAUGAAAAGCAGACAAUAUAAUAACAAAUACAAUAAUUUCGCGUAAAUUAAUCAGCAAUUCGGGAUGUUUGCGAAAUCAGCAAUAUGUAUCGAGGAAAUUUAGGCAAUUAUAUGUAUAAGAAUAAUAAAAUGUUUAAUUGUGAAUAACUCAAAAAAUACGUUGAAAAUUUGUCAUUAACUUUUAAUCUGGAUGCAGCUCAAAAAUAUUUAUAUGAGUGUGUGUUAGUGCAAUUUAUUGGUUUUUAUAAAAAAGUAAUAAGAUACAAAAGCGGGGCAUACUCUCAUCGAUUUAUGUGUGCAUGUAUGCAAAGUGAAUGAAUUCGGUUCGUGCGAACCUCAUCUACCCCAAGGGCAAUAAACCUAAUAUUGCAUGCGAUAUCAAUACAUCACAUCACAUCACAUCGCGCGGGGUCAACGACAGAGUGUGCUGCUGUUUAAACGCUGCCGUGUGAGUGAGAGUGGAAGAGUACGACCUCGGACGGCUUUUUACGCCACUGCCACCGCUACUGCCACUGCCGUGCAGACCAGCUACUGACAGUCAAAUCGACUGUCACUGCCGUUUUAUCGCUUUGACGGUUGUUAUUGUAGUAGUUGUCGUUGCAUUCGUCACGCAGAGCCGCCGUACUGCUGCUGCGACAUGCACUGAAAGUGCCUUUGGUUUCUACGCUACUGUGGACUAUGCCUCUGCCACUGUACCGUUCGGUCGUUGUCAUUACUGUUGUUGUCAAAUGGUUGUUAUUGGGAUAAUUUUUUUUUUGCAAUUUGCCAACUGACAAUCGCAUAUGUGUGACGAAUAAAUAUGAUAUAAUAAAUUUAAAAACAUCGAAAUAAUACGGAAUUCAUUCUACUAAAAUAUAUACGCAGUUUAAUAUCGAUCAGGAAUGAAAUAUUGCACUAAAUUGAAUAAGUGACGUUCUGGGUACCGCGUUAAUUGACUUGUUUGCAUGCCCAUCAUUGCUAGAUCGUUGUAUGAACAUAUGAACGUUUUAAUAUUAGUUGGAGUUUAAAUAUGGCCUUGGCACAGGAAUAAUCCUUUUCCCUUUUAAAAGUUUCCAAUGAGCUCGCGCUUCAAUGCUGGGUUAUACAAACUUCUAUAAAUGCGUCCCCGAAGAACUAAGGUGGGGUUUGUGGAUGUUAAUGGAAAGACUUUACAUAUUCAUGGAAUUCGAUGCAAAAUAAAGAGGCCAGCAUAGCAGUGAUAAAAAUAAAUAAAAGAACCAAUAACUAUAAUUUAAAAACAAAAAAAUACUCUAAAUUUUUCAAACUAGAAAAUUGAUAUCAAAACUCAAAGGAGACAGAGAAAAUCGAGUUUUUGACUGUGUGCUUUCGUGGUUCCGGAAGGUAUGAGAAAUGUACAGGCAGUUAAGGGCAGAUUGCAGAUUUAAAGUUAUAAAAUACGGAAGAGGAAAGGAAAGCACACAAAAACAAAAAAUAACGGUAAUAAAAGAAAUAUAAAAUACAAUGGGAAACCACUUUUAAACGACUGAUUAACUGAUAAUGAAUAAACAGCAUUGUAAAAUAAAAUUACCAUAUCGUUUAAAGACUAGUAAAACAUAUUAUCCAACACUGCCUUCAUUUAAAGAAACAAUAACAAAAAAACCUUCAACGCGUAUAACAAUAAUUUUAAUUCAACAGAAGAAUAUCUGGCGUUUUAUAUCACCAAUUGCUGUUCCAAAAACCUGAUCUUAUAAGCAUUCGGUAAAUUAGAUAAGUUUCGAAAUAUAAAAUCAAAGACGAAAAAACCACAAUUUUUAAAGAAACCCAAUGCCGUGAUAUUAGAAAUAUUUUCGAUUUUUACUAUUAUAUACACUAUUUACAAUUUAUCGGAAACUAUAUUCGUCCAAAAUUUUUUAAUAGUUAUAUGUACAUUACGGACUUUUUGUACAAAGAAAAAUUUUUAUUGAAGUAAGCAAACAAAGUAGUGAUUAGCCUGAUAUAAAUACAAUAAAUUCCGUCGUAAGUAAAGUGCCUCCAAAUUCUACAUACAAAAAAGGAAAUUUCAUCAAAAACAAUAAGUGCUUUAGUAAAGAAUAAUAUAGAAUUAAUAAGAGGAAAGGAGUAUAACGUACACCAAAAUAUCGUAACUUUCUAAGCCGCUAAGAUCGUUUAUCCGAGACAUAUACCAGCACUGCCCUAACGUUAAUACGGUUGAGUGAAGCCAGUUACAGCACUGCAUUAUUCACAGUGGGAAAUAUUUCAACGAAAGUGCCACACAAACACACACUGGCACUGGCGGAAGUUUGCAGUGGCUCUGCCUUAUCGGCAAUGCCAUUUAUCGAUGACGCACUCCUUUGGUGUCCGGAUAAUGAUGGUCGUAUGGUUGGUGGCUUAGAUAUUGCACCAUGCAUGCAAGAGGAAGCCGCCACUAGUAACAACAAUGAGAAUGUAAACGAGUCGACGCAACUGGAUGAACGCAACACGGAGCUCAAUUCCCUAGAACCGCUUUGUAAUGAGUCUUCCGACGAACUAUUUCGCCAAUUGUCUGAAAGCAACUUCGAGAUUGAGAGUUUGCUGUCUGAUCUGGCAACAGUUGAGGUUAAAGAGGAGAACAACAACAGCAUAGGCGAACAAGUGGCGGGCGUAACAACUAGUGAUAGCUUUGUGCCAUUGGAAGCUGCCGCUGUUGUCGCUUCCGGUGUACUUAGUCCUGCUUGCGCAAAUACCAAUGGAUCAGCAGGUGGUGGGGACGUUGGUAUAACGAUAGAAGGUGCCGCCGAGUCCACCUUGCUAGCACUAACCUCACACUGCGAAUCGCUCACUGCGAAACCAAUAAACCAAAGUCAAAAAACAACCUCGAGUGGAAAUAUUGUCCGAGAGGAAGGCGUAAGAGGCGGUAAUUCUUAUAUAAGUAGCAGCAAUGACAGCGUGGAGCAUGCGCAUGAAACAAAUGCACGACGUUUUUUAAUUGCCUCUAACCCACUGCUAGCUGAAAAAUUACUCGCUAAAAGUAUACUCAACACAGAUAUCAGCAACAGUGCGACGGCGAAGACGACAGACUUCGAUGAUACUGAAAUUCCAGUCAUAAAGCAAUCACCAAGUCCAAGCCCACUGUUAACAAACCAUCAGCAUCAUCACCAUCAGCAACAGCAGCCACACCAACAACAGCAACCAUCACAGCACCACCAACAACAGGGUACCACUUAUACGGGAUCUUCAAGUGUUAUACACAUAAAAUCCGAACAAAACGUUGUACUUUCACCACAACACCAACAGCAGCAAGCGCAACAGCAGCAGCAGCACGUAAACGGCCUGCCACAGCAUAGCGGCCCACUCUCAGGGUCAGGUGCGAAUAAUCAACUCCAACCACUGGCCAUACCACAUCGACCAUUACUACACAAUCUGCUGAGUGGCGGCUCAAUACAUAAUUCACAUCACAGGACCUAUGGAGCACCUACAACAGGUUCAUUUCCCCCCAGUCCAGCUGAUAGCGGCGUGUCUGACGUGGACAGUUCUAGCUCUGGAGGACAGCCAUGUAGCGAUGAGAUAAAAGCGAGGCUUGGUAUACCUGCACAUUGUCACCCGCAUGCGUCUCAUAUACCAUCCGGAACAUUUCUACAUCCCAACCUCUAUCAAAACACAGCGUCGUUACGAAAUAUAUGGAGUCGAAGUGUUGGAAUGACCGAUGGUUAUUACUUGCCACUUGCGACCGGUACAAACCCAUCCAAUGGUGCGUCUGUGAGUAGCAGCAGUGGUGCGAAUGGCGGUGCAGUCGGGACGUUGAAUGGCACUAAUGCGACAGCGUACUCAACGACACCUUACUUCACCACACCUUCUCCGCCACGCGCUAAUCCCGGCCUCACUCCACAUCAUUCCCUGCACGCACACCAACAACACUUGCACCACCAUCAGCAUUCCUCGCUGGCCAACAGCCAGGCGACCGCUGCCGGUGGUGUGCUGCAUCAACCAAGUGUAAUCCAACCAACAACGUCCAAUGUCAACUAUGAUCUCUCCUAUAUGCUGGAGCUUGGCGGUUUCCCACAGCGAAAAGUGAAAAAACCGCGAAAGCCAAAAAUAGAAAUGGGUGUUAAGCGACGUAGUCGAGAAGGUUCUACAACAUACCUAUGGGAAUUCCUUCUGAAGUUGCUGCAGGAUCGAGAAUACUGUCCGCGCUUCAUUAAGUGGACAAAUCGUGAGAAGGGUGUAUUCAAGCUGGUCGACUCGAAGGCAGUGUCACGGCUAUGGGGAAUGCAUAAGAACAAACCGGAUAUGAAUUACGAGACAAUGGGACGAGCCCUUCGAUAUUACUACCAGCGUGGCAUACUGGCUAAAGUGGAUGGGCAACGGCUGGUCUACCAAUUUGUGGAUGUGCCAAAGGAUAUUGUAGAGAUCGAUUGCAAUGGAGUGUAAAUGUGUGUGAUGGGAGCAUACUGGGGCCAGUGUUGGCACAACUAAAAACAUGCAUAAACGACAUAGAUUUUUGGGCUGUACAUUCCAUUGAGAAUUAACGCAUCACCUACAACUUAAGUGGAUUUUGUGGAAUGUACAAAGCAAUACAAAUCGCUCGAAAUCUCAGCCAAAUUUCGGGGAAUAUAAAUAUUCGCGGAUUACAGCAGUUUUAUACAAAGAAGGAUGCAUACUGUAAAGAAUUUGUAUUUAUUAGAUCUUUUUUAUGUUAAUAUUAGUUAUAGAGAAAUAAUUGUGUGUAAGGCUCGCUAAAAAGAAAUUGUAUAUUUUAGAUACACAAUAACAUACAAUAUAUCUAAUAAAAAACCAGUAGUUAUAUUUAUGUUUAAUAAGAAAUAUGUUGAAAACACAGUGUUGUAAUAUUUUCAAAUUGUUAUUAAUUAUUAGUAAAAUUAAAAAUGAAUGAUAGAGGGGCGUUUACAAGUAUGAACCUUUUACAUAAAUUAUGUGUAUAUGUAUGUCUGGCUAAGGCAUAUGAAUACUAUUAAUUUGUUUUUGUUGCUUAUUUUAUAGUAAACUCUAAAGAGUAUAGAUACACAUAAAUAUAGAUUAAUAUUUUGUAACAUAAGUCAUGAAUGUUGAAAUAUAUUAACUCUAGUUUUACUGUCCCCGAAUACUAUAUAUACCUAGAUACAUUUUCUUUGUUUUCUUCUUCCUUUUUAUGUUUCUAAAUUUUAACUAGAAAGCAAAAACAACAACAACAAAUCUCACUGUUAACAGUUAAGAAAACCAUGUUACGCUCCAAACAGGCUCAAGCGUAUGAAUUAUUCAUACUUGUUGUUAGGUCAAAAAAUAUACAUAAGUAUGUGAUGGACUAGGUUUUUUUACCUCGUUAUGAUUGCUUUAGGAAAUAAUUUUCUAUGUGUAACACAUAGCUAAACACAAAUAGCAUCGAUUUAAAAUGCUUGUAUUUAGAUAAACAAAUUGAUACAAAAAUGUAUUUGUAGGUUACAACGCGCCAACAUACAUACACACAUGUUUUAACCCGAAAUUCGAAAAUGUAUUAUAUUUUUGAGGCAAACCCAACCCGCUUACCACCUUCCAAUUCAAUCCGGCUAAGAGGCUAUCUGCCGGCUGGUGGCGGAACGAACAGAGCAGCCUAUGUCUGGAAGUGGACUCUUAACAUUGACAUCUUCUCCUCACGCUAGGAUUUGCAUUUACAAAACCACAUAAAUAUUAUACAUAUGUACAUAUAUACAUAUAUACCCAUAUAUGGGUAUUGUACAUACGAUUUACAUCAUUUCUGUCACAUAAACCGUGAGCAUUUCUUUUCGCUUCCCCAAAAGCUUAUUUUAACAGCGACAGUAGUACAAAUAAAAUUAUAUCAUACAUAUGUGCAAAUAUAAGAUGACAAUGUAAACAAAUUGCAAGAAAACUAUUAGGGCAAAAUUACGACUCCACUUCGUCCACUACAUACAUAUUUGCCCUUUCUGGGGCAGAAUGUGAAUGGCAAAAAAGAUUAUUCAAAAAGAUGAAAAUAAAUAAGAUAUGAAUUAUUCAAAGAUAAAUGUGAUAACCCGUGAUAUUGGAUUUUUUAAAUUAGAUACAAAAACAUUAAGGCAAUAAUUGGAACUGAACGAAAUUUGCAUUAGCUUGGCUGUAUAUGUAAAGAAGAAAGAGUGCUUGAGUAGUAAAUAAAAGUUGUAUGUGGAGUGAUUGCAAGUAUAAAACUGAUAACAUAACUCAUUUAUUUAUCAACCUGGAUAAUUAUUCGUUUGACUAUACUGAAACAUUCAAUAAACUUUCGAUAAUGUCCUACUUGCCCCGACUAAUUGUUGUUGUUGUUUUUGAGCAUCUAAAUUGUACACAAGAUAGCGAGAAAUAUUUUUUAUUCCCGUUAUUCAAAAUCUUCAAAAGAUUUCAUUGUUUCGUGUCAAAAUGUACUCGAGUAUUUUGUUUUUGCCGCAAAAAUACCGUCAAAUGUCACUGCCGCAUGCAAAAAUAGCAGUAAUUGUAAUAUUUUAAAGCAACAUAAAAAACAACUUCCAAACUAGUGCAGGACUGAGUCCUGUGGCCACUGCCUAAAUGUGCAAUUUAUAUUUUUUUUUAUUAAAGUAAAGAAAUUAAAAAAAAAACUUAAUAAUGUUAGUAUCGUUUAAGUAUUGUUUAAGUUGUAAAAUGUAAAAGAAAAUCAAAAACCUAUAUGUAUAUAUACAUGCCCAUAUACCUGAAUUCGUAUUUGAAACUAUUUAAAUUUUAUUGGCUUUGAGAAAACGAGUCCUGGACUUUUCUUACUUUACUUCCUUUUCAAAUUAAAUUUUUUAUUUUAGUAAAUA